Messenger RNA from Prunus avium (sweet cherry), 1480 nucleotides. RefSeq lists its product as uncharacterized. The record is from RefSeq and is a predicted model, not a curated record. Lineage: Eukaryota; Viridiplantae; Streptophyta; Magnoliopsida; Rosales; Rosaceae.
CAAAAGCGACGUCUCCUCGUCUCUCCUCUACAACCGUCUUGAAUUCCUUCAGUGCCCGCAGAUUAACACCGUCGUUGUAUUCUUCCCCACCGGUGAAAACUCUGACCAAGUUGGGUUCUUGCAGUUGGUGUUAAAAGGUUCGACCUUUGAUGUCAAAGUGGAUGAAAACGGAGGGGUUUUCGCUUCCAGGCGGUGGUUUAGUUAUCGGAUUUCGAGGAUUUCGGUGAACCCGAUUCCUGGGUUUUCGAGUUUAAGAGGAUCAUAAUGAAAACAGCCACAGCUACCCAGACAAAUCGUUUUAUACAGUAAGGCGCAAAAUGUUUGGUAUUUCGUACGGAGAACUCUUCCUCUUGAUCGGAGCUACAGCUGCUCUAGUCGGACCAAAGGAUUUGCCUAGAAUUGCUAGAACAGCAGGGAGGUUAGCAGGUCGGUCAAUUGGGUAUGUUCAGUUAGCUAGAGGCCAAUUCGAUAAUGUUAUGCAGCAGUCUCAAGCCCGCCAGGUUCAUAAAGAACUUCAAGAUGCAUUCGCACAACUAGAGUCGAUUCGUUAUGAAGUCCGGAGUAUAUCACUUAUGAAUCCUGGUCCUAUGGCUCGAAGGCUGAUGGAUAAUCCUCAAGAUCCGGCUUCUCUGAGUGAUGGGGCCAACAGUUCACUUGAGAAGCCUAAGGAGAAGCUGAAGUCAAGAAAUACUGUGGAGAAGGAUGAUACUUUCAGAACCUCAGACUCACUUAAUUUGCAUAGUCAAGCAACUGCGUAUGCAAAGUUGGCUGAAUCUGAUGCUGUGAAGACUGGCUCUUUGAAGAGCAGUGCAGGGCAAGAAAACCUUAAAGAUGAAAGUGGUCUUUUUAUUGUCCUCCCAAUUUCAGCUGAAAGCACUGGGAUGCUACCAAAUCGCAAAGAGAAUGUUAAGGGAUCAGACAUUGUGUUGGAAGCAAUAGUUGAAGCAGAGGUAGCACGUAAUGCCAAAGAUUUCUUUUCACAGCCUGAAAAUCAAAUACAGUGAACUGAAAAGGUGGUGUUUGAUUCAAAGGAAUUAACUGCAAUGGAAUGCAAUCAUUGCUAUUGAAAGCUCCAUUACAAUGUUCGUUUUGGCAAUAUGACUCUUGAAAGCCCAUUCCUAUAACUGUUGGUGGACCAUUUCCAAAAUAAAAUGGGUGGAAAGCCCGUUCGAACAUGACGCCCAUUGGAUGCCAACACCUCAAGCUCCCUUCCAUGGUUUUCACUUCUCGGUCUCUCACCUCAAGCUCAACCGGUUCACUUUCAUGGGUUCCCAUUUGUAUUUUGAAGACCAGAUCAACAGGAUUCUUUCACCAACAGACUCUGAAACCAGUCUACAGAAUGAUAUUAGUUUCUAGAUUUUAGUCUAUAAUUCUUGUUCUGUUGCAGAUAAGUCUUUGAUCAAGCAUAUAUAAUAUAUAUCAUCCCUGUAAAGAACACCAAUAUCAUAUUGAGUUAUUAAUGCAAUCUACAAAUUUGCCA